This is a messenger RNA of Xenia sp. Carnegie-2017, 3794 nucleotides long. RefSeq lists its product as uncharacterized. Gene Ontology annotation, cellular component: IRE1-TRAF2-ASK1 complex. The record is from RefSeq and is a predicted model, not a curated record. The transcript is spliced from 8 exons. Gene Ontology annotation, biological process: intrinsic apoptotic signaling pathway in response to endoplasmic reticulum stress; IRE1-mediated unfolded protein response; protein phosphorylation. NCBI's taxonomy places the organism in Eukaryota, Metazoa, Cnidaria, Anthozoa, Malacalcyonacea, Xeniidae. The coding region runs from base 1 to 3315 and encodes 1104 amino acids. Gene Ontology annotation, molecular function: ATP binding; protein serine/threonine kinase activity; RNA endonuclease activity.
AUGUCAUUUAAAGAAUGGCAGUUACAAGAGUUGGAAUAUGUUGGUCAUUCAGUUCAGCAUAGAGAUCUGUUGUCAAAAUUGUGUUAUCCCGAAGCAGACAAUAAACAUGUGGGCAAUGUACGCUUCUCGGAGAAGUUUAGGCUCGGCGAAGGAAGUGAUGAAACCCGUGUUUAUCUUGGACUGACACAGGAUGGUUACGGUAAAGCAGUGAAACAAAUUCGUAAAGAUAACUACCUCCAACCUGCACAGCAUGAAAAGGAAAUUUUAAACAAAUUCAAUGCAAGAAAGUCGAAAUAUGUUGUGAAUUAUUACUUCUUUGAUGGAGAUACUGGAACAGAAUAUGUUUAUUUGAUCUUAGACUUAUGUGAGGAAUCAUUGGAGAAGUUUGUGAAAUCAUCUUCUUUAAGUGAUCUUCAAAAAACUCUUCCCGAUAUUCUUAGACAAAUUUUGAAUGGAUUAGUUGAUCUUCAUAGUGGCCCAAAUCCUAUUCUUCAUCGGGAUUUGAAGCCUUCCAAUGUUCUCCGUGACGAAGACGGCAAAUUUCUGAUAGCUGACUUUGGCAUUAGUCGAAUAUUGAUGAAUGGAUCUGAAACACACAACAGCAAGUUUAACACGGGAAGUGAAUUCUGGAUUGCUCCUGAAUCAUAUAAAGACGAAGAUUCAAAUAAAGCACUUAAUGAAGAUUUAAACGAAGCACGUAAUGAAGAUUUUAAAAAAGGACGUUAUAAGAAAGAGUCUGAUGUAUAUAAUGCAGGAAUGUUGGCUUAUUAUGUUGCAACAAAAGGGAAACAUCCAUUUGGAACUAAACGGUAUCGACUGGACAAUAUGUUAGAUGGAAACCCUGUUGGCUUGGACGAAAUCAAGAAUGAAACAUUAAAAGACCUUCUGUCGUGGAUGCUAAAACUACAACCAGAAGAGAGACCAUCUGCCAACGAAGCCUUGAAACAUCCAUUUCUUAUGUCGGAUGACGACAUAUUUGAAUUUUUAUGUAAAGUUGGAAACCUACAGUCGACUAAAACAAAUGGUCCUCAAUCUAGUAUCGUCCCACAUUUGAAUAUUGAACCUUCCAACUGGAGAAGCCAAAUGGAUAACAAUGUUUAUAAAUAUUUGGUAAAUGGAAGAAAUUAUGGAUCUUCAUGGACAGAAUGCUUAAGGCUCAUUCGAAAUGUUGGCAUGCAUUGGAACGAUAGACCACGACCUCUACCACAACCAGAAGCAUUUUAUAAGAUUGGCGAUCACAGGGCGUAUUUUCUCAAAACGUUCCCCAGUCUCCCUAUUAAGGUACAUGCUGCUGUCAGGUCAAAUGAAGAAUUGAAAGACAAACUAAAACUUAAGGAUGAUCUUAGAAUCACCAAUUACAAUAUCCCGUCAAUUGGUCAAGAUGAUUUAGAUUUGAUGCCAUUGCAUAAGUUAGGUCGUAAAAGUCCACCUUUUCCAAGAUCAAAGUCAUCUGUAUCAGAAGAGUGGAAAUACAUUGAUGAAUCAACGAAACAUACAGAAUUGCUUUUAAAAUUGAUUGAAUAUGGACGCAAUCCCAGUGUUAAGGUUGAAGUGGUUGGCAAUGUACGUGUAAUUUUCUCAGACGAGUUUUGCAUCGGCAAAGGAAGUAACGAAACCCGUGUUUAUCUUGGACUGACAAAGGAUGGUUACGGUAAAGCAGUGAAACAAAUGCGUAGAGAUAACUACCUCGAGCCUGCACAGCAUGAAAAGAAAACUUUAAAUGAAUUCAAUGCAAAAAAGUCGAAAUAUGUAGCAAAUUAUUACUUCUUAGAAGAAGAUACUGCAGCAGAAUAUGUUUAUUUGAUCUUAGACUUAUUUGAAGAAUCAUUGGAGAGUUUUGUAGAAUCUUCUACUUUACAUGAUCUUCAAAAAGCUCUUCCCGAAAUUCUCAGACAAAUUUUGCAAGGAUUAGCGGAUCUUCAUAGCGGCCCAAAUCCUAUUCUUCAUCGUGAUUUAAAGCCAUCCAAUGUUCUCCGAGACUCACAACACAACUUUCUGAUAGCUGACUUUGGCAUUAGUAGAAUAUUGAAGAAUGAUUCUACGACACAUAAAAGCAGUCCUAACAAAGGAACGGAGUAUUGGAUUGCUCCUGAAUCAUAUUGCGAUGAUGAUGAUUCAGUUGAUAAAGGACGGUACAAGAGAGAGUCUGAUAUAAUGAAUGCAGGAAUGGUUAUUUAUUAUGUUGCAACAAAAGGAAAACAUGCGUUUGGAACUAAACGGCAUAGAUUGGACAAUAUGUUGAACGGUAACCCUGUUGGUUUGGAAGAAAUCAAGGAUGAAACACUAAAGGACCUUCUGUCGUGGAUGUUAAAUCUAAAACCUAAAGACAGACCAUCGGCUACCGAGGCGUUAAAACAUCCAUUCCUUAUGUCGGAUGACGAGAAAUUUGACUUACUAUGUAAAGUUGGCAAUCUUCAGCAGAUUAAGACAAAUGAUCCCCAGUCAAGUGUCGUUCAACAGUUGAAUAGCAAAUCCGAACACUGGAAAAGUAAAAUGGAUUGUGAUGUUUAUGAUUAUUUGGUGAAUGGAAGGACCUAUAAAUCUUCAUGGACAGAAUGCUUAAGACUCAUUCGAAAUAUUGACCAGCAUUGGAACGAUCGGCCACGACCUCUACCACAACCAAAACCAUUUUAUAAGAUUGGCGAUCACAGGACGUAUUUUCUCAAAACGUUCCCCAGUCUCCCUGUUCAGGUACAUGCUGCUGUCAGGUCAAAUGAAGAAUUGAGAAACAAACCAGAACUUAUAGCUGAUCUUAGAUACACUAAACUAACAACAGAAGAAAUCGAGAAAAUUGGUCAGAAAGUUGGAACUGAUUGGAAUAUACUGGGUGGUCUUCUAGAAAUACCUUUUGACAUACGUGAUGAAAUUACUGUUUACGACACAAUUUAUCCAAAUCCCUCCGCAAAAGCUAAAGAGAUUUUAGUUAUUUUUAAUGAAGGAAAAAAAUUUGAUCGAUAUGUAUUGAAGAAAUGCCUUGACGAAAUAAAGCUUGAUUUGGAUGAAAUUUUGUCUCCCACCAAUCAGACAAGCAGAAAUGUUUUAACUACUCGUGAAAUAUGUCAACUGAGUUGUCAUAUAGCAAGUUUCUGGGAUGAAAUGGCUUCCUUGAUGAAUUUGGAUAACCAUGAAAUUAAGAACGUGCAAUCGAAUACGAGUUAUAAAAAUGAACAAAUAAAGGCUGAGAAGAUUCUGUCAAUACUGUCCAACAAGUGGAAAACUGAAUUUCGGAGCAAACUAGUGGAGACCUUGAAAAGAAUGAACCAAUCUACUUUGGCUAAUUUGAUUUUGAAUUACGAGUGGAAACACCUGCAAUGAAGGUGAAGAUUUUUGUUUUAAGUGUAAAAAUUCAAAUGUUUUACUUGAGAACAUUUUGAGACUAAGUUGAUAUUAAUUAGCACCGUGUAUUGGACAAUGCGUAUGUAUGGACAUUUCUAUUUAAUCAUGUCAACACAAUUAAAACAUUUUAGUUAUAGCAUCAGCAUAUUGAUUAGUUUUAAAAUUUGUUGCUAUAUUGCUUUAUGUCAUGUCUGUGCUGUACUCAAGCCACGUUUACACUAUACCGGAUUACUAUCGUAGCAGGUUAGAUUGUCUUUGUAUUUAAAGGCAGUGAAAUUGUUCAACGUCAGAAAUACAAUCAAAUAGACUAAAUCUAUCAACUUCAUAAGCUGUUAUUCUAAUUUUACUCAAAGUUUGCAUUGUAGGAGUAAAAGAUUGGGCUAGGUUUGCUACUAGCUAUACUUUAUAUAUAUUUCUUAGUAUUGAACUAGUACUUUGCUAAAUAAAGUCAUAAAGGU